AUGAGGACUUCUACUGCUUUGCAGGUCACAAUGGUGAUUCAGGAGUCAAUGAGGUUAUACCCUCCAUCUCCAUUCAUUUCAAGAGAGGCACUUGAGGACAUAAAGUUUGGGAAUAUCAACAUUCCAAAAGGAGUCAACCUCUGGAUUCCAAUCACUACGUUGCAUCGGAUGCCUGAAAUCUGGGGAGCAGAUGCUGAUGAGCUCAAGCCGGAGAGGUUUGCGCGUGGCAUCUUUGGUGCUUGCAGCUUUCCACAGGCUUACAUACCUUUCACAACUGGCCCUCGCAUAUGCUUGGGACAGAAAUUUGCAAUGGUAGAACUUAAAAUUCUUCUCUCCCUUCUUUCCAAGUUCACAUUCUCUCUCUCCCCUAAGUAUCAUCACUCCCCUGCCUUCAGAAUUACUGUGGAGCAGAAGUACAGGAUGAAUCUCGUAAUAGAAAAAGCACAAUGA
This is a messenger RNA of Cornus florida, 450 nucleotides long. RefSeq names its product cytochrome P450 714A1-like. Bases 1 to 450 code for a protein of 149 amino acids. NCBI's taxonomy places the organism in Eukaryota, Viridiplantae, Streptophyta, Magnoliopsida, Cornales, Cornaceae. The record is from RefSeq and is a predicted model, not a curated record. Gene Ontology annotation, molecular function: oxidoreductase activity, acting on paired donors, with incorporation or reduction of molecular oxygen; iron ion binding; monooxygenase activity. The transcript has a single exon.